Elgaria multicarinata webbii is the source of this 1796-nucleotide messenger RNA. RefSeq lists its product as uncharacterized. The record is from RefSeq and is a predicted model, not a curated record. Lineage: Eukaryota; Metazoa; Chordata; Lepidosauria; Squamata; Anguidae. The coding region runs from base 1 to 768 and encodes 255 amino acids. The transcript has 3 exons.
AUGCGCUCUCGAGCCAGGGCGAGAUGCGCAUCUUUUACAUGCGCCUCUCCUCCUCCUCCUCCUGCUCGGCGGGGAAGGCGCGCCCGCGCCGCCGCCGUUGGAUGGAGGGUGCUGCCUCCCCCGCCGGCCAAGCGCGCUCCGGUUUCGCUUUCCGCCGUGCCGGGAAAGCGUCCGCCCUCCUUGGUAUGGCCCCACGGCCUCCCGCCCCCCGGGCUCCCCACCUCCGGCGCGCCUUCACCUGCGCGCGGGCCUCUCCCUCUUCCGGACCGGAGCAGCCCGCGGGCUGCGCAUCGCUGGCGAGGGAGGCGGCAGGGUCAGCUGGCCCGGCGACCAGGGCGCUCCGCCCCGCUGCCGGGGGUGGUCUCGAAUCAGAAGAAUUUGACUCCUGAUGAUGUGGUCAAGGCCAACUUCUACAGUACCUGCCUGGCCUGGUGCUACAAGUUCAAUGUCCUGGACCUGCACUAUUGCUUCCGCUUACUCAAGGAGCUCCAAGCCAAGGAUGGUGUCCAUUGGAAUUUUUGGGCGCACCGGUGCGUUACCAAACUCCUGCUGACCCACGUGGCUGACGCCUGGGGCGUUGAGCUUGAGAAGAGGAUGCCUCAACCUGGAGUAGAUUGGGAAACAGAUGUGGAAAGUCAGCACGUACCCUUCCCGCAGCGCCUGCCACAGACACAAUGGCCGCCCCUUAGCCAAUUCCCGUGGUGGGGGGUGCACUUUUAUGUUAAAUAUGAUUAUGUUAAUAGAUUAAGCAAGAAUAUAUGUUAUUAAAGUUAUCUAACAUUUAUGUAUUAUGUUGUUUUCUCUUACUGUAUGCGUAUGUUUAAGUAUUGAAAAUAAAAAUAUUUUUAAAAAAGAAAAGAAAGGGCUCCCCUCGCUUUGCCUUCAGGUUUUGUCUCCUUUCCCACAUUUCAGCUCUAGUGAGACUUUGCCCCGCUAGAUUCUUGCUUACCUUCCUCCUUGCCCUUUUAUUCCUAUGUAGUUAGAACAACUAGGAAAAAUGUGGACGACGUUAAACUAGAUGGAUGGGGUGGAAGCCUCGUCCUCUGAGGAACGCUUGAAGGAGCGGAGUAUGAUUUAGCCUGGCUGGAGGCAAGAUGAUGAAGAUGUGAUUUCAUAGACAUCUUCAAACAUCUGAAGGGCUGUCAGGUAGCAGUAGAGCAAAUUUGUUUGUUGCUCCAGAGUGUAGGACUGAACCAGUGGAUUCCACUUACAAGACUUCCUGAAGGUAUGAGGGGUUAGCGAAACAGAUUGCCUAUUUAUUUAAACUUCUUUCUAGGCUGCCCUUAAGGGUUAUGGAUUCUCCUUCGUUAGAAGGUUUUAGACAGAGGCUAGAUGGCCUCUUAGUUGGGAUGGUGUAGAAGUGUAUUUCCUGCAUUGCCAGGGGUUGGACUAGAUGACCUUUGAGGCUCUUCCAACUCCAGGUUUCUAUGUGUUAGGUCAGCCAACCCCAGCCUGCUUCCAACCAGAUGUUUUGCACAACUCAGAGCAUUUGUGACCAAGGCCCCUCGUUAUUCUACUCCUCCCCCUUCUCUUUACAGUUGCAAAUUGCCAAGAGGUCACGUCUCUGGCCUCAAGGGAGCCAGGAGAUGGCUUUCCACCUACGGCCAGGUGGAGAGAUAAGCGGUACUUCUGCAAUUCUAUAACAGACAAUGAACAAGAAUGAAUUGCUAAAAACAGUAAUUCUGAGUACGCUUAACCCCUUCCUUACAGGGACGACUGUAUUGACAGGAUGCGGUCUGGUAAUACAUCUGUAACAAAUAAAAUGCACUAAAUAAAGAUUAAAUUGCUAUAGGGAA